Messenger RNA from Drosophila novamexicana, 1101 nucleotides. Its product is annotated as protein crossbronx-like. The coding region runs from base 121 to 891 and encodes 256 amino acids. The transcript has 2 exons. NCBI's taxonomy places the organism in Eukaryota, Metazoa, Arthropoda, Insecta, Diptera, Drosophilidae. The record is from RefSeq and is a predicted model, not a curated record.
UUAAACUUUCAAAUCAAUACACACAAACACAAGCAACACAACACAACACAACACAACACACCAGCACACUCCGUCAAAAUUCCACCAAAUUUGUUCAAAAUUGCGCCAAGCUUUGUUGCCAUGUGUCUGGAGACCAUACCGACCAAUAACAAGACGCUGGCUCUGAUCAACCAAGGCUACAAGGUGCUAGCCGAGUACCAAAUGAUCGAGCAGAAGCAGUUAAAGGGCAUCUAUGCGAUACCCAGCUAUUCCAGCGGCUUGCUUUGGUUCGGUGUGAUCUUCAUACACAGCGGCUUGUAUGCGGAGAGCGUGUUCCGCUUUUCCAUAUUGCUGCCAGAUCAGUUUCCCGAGGAAUCCAGUUUGCCCACGGUCAUCUUUCAGAAGGACAUCUUCCAUCCACACAUUUGCCCGGUGUCGCACAGUCUUGAUCUGGCGCCCCUCUUGAAAGAGUGGAAAAAAGAUCAGCAUCAUAUCUGGCAUAUACUCAAAUACAUUCAGGCGAUAUUUGCCGAUCCCGAAGGCAGUGUCUGCAGUACCCAAAACGGCGACCCCAUUCCACUAACUGAGGUUAACAACAUGGAGGCCAUGCGUUUGUUAGCUAACAAUCGCGUAGACUUUGCGCUCCGUGCCAAAGUUAGUAUUCUUUGGAGCUGCCAGCAUAUGUUUGAUGAGCCGCCCAUCAAGGAUCCACACUACAUAAUCUUCGAGCGCUAUUGCCCGGAAAAGCAUCAGACCAUGAUGGAACGCCUCAAGAGUCGCAGCUGGUACGAGCUAUCGGCCCCAAAGACCCCAAAGCGUUCAGUGUGUGUGGCUCGUAUGGAUUCUGCCCGACAAUUGCUUGAGGACGAAGAGGCGCAAGUGGUCAAUGCUGCUGGCAGCAGUCUGAAUUAGCGGAGUAAGCUCUCGACUAGAACAUUUUGGCAUUCUUAAAGCAAUUCGUGUGCACCUAAUGGCAAUGCAAAAAGAAUGCUCUAGUCGAGAAACGCACGCUACACACCGUUCUACAAUACAUACAAAGUGUGUUAAUUAUGUUAUGUAUAUUUGGAAUAAGGUCUUGAUCCGAAAACUUGUGUGCUUACAAUAAGAAAUUUUGAAAAACAA